This is a messenger RNA of Centruroides sculpturatus (bark scorpion), 3148 nucleotides long. Its product is annotated as transcription factor AP-2-beta-like. Gene Ontology annotation, biological process: regulation of cell population proliferation; regulation of transcription by RNA polymerase II; anatomical structure development. Gene Ontology annotation, cellular component: nucleus. Gene Ontology annotation, molecular function: RNA polymerase II transcription regulatory region sequence-specific DNA binding; DNA-binding transcription factor activity, RNA polymerase II-specific. The record is from RefSeq and is a predicted model, not a curated record. Bases 678 to 2018 code for a protein of 446 amino acids. The transcript is spliced from 7 exons. Lineage: Eukaryota; Metazoa; Arthropoda; Arachnida; Scorpiones; Buthidae.
CCAAAGGAACAUCGUGAGCUAAUCGUAGCUACCGUUGGGGAUCCUACCUGUUUCAGCAUCUCCCCCUUUUUUUCUUGACGUCACACGGGGACCGUUGUUCACAUAGUGUCGACAGUGUCCACCAGGGGAUGAACUUCCGGUAAAUUUAUCACACGACCAGACUGAUGGAUUAUCCGUGGAAGUUACGGAGAUAAGCGUACUUCAGAACGGAAGUUAUUCGGGGAGUAACCGUUUCACCAAUCAGAUGCCAUCCGUGGGGGAAGAAAGGGGUCCGUUGUCACGUGCUCGUGGUCGUGGGGGAAGACGAGUUAUUAAAUCAAAGCAUGCAGAACAAUUUCUAUCGUGGAGUGAGCAAGGAAUUUAGGAGACCGACUUUGGUCGUGUGACAAGGGUGGGUUUUUCACCUGUGUAUCGCCAUUCAUCGGGACUAGUGAAAAAAUAAAAAAAUAAAAAAAUUCCCGCUAGCAAUUGGUCGACCAUUUCUGCCACUACACAGCUACGAUACGUUACCUGACCAGGGGGCAUCUGGGUCGUCGGCGCUAAAAACAAUCCACUAGUUCCCCCAUACCUGUGCCUUCACUUCACGGGACUGCUCAGGGACAAUGGGGGACCCCAGCUGUUAGUAGAGUGCCUUGCAUCGUCUUCACAACUUUGCGCUUACAUUGCUUGUCUUCACAAUGGAGAGGAGGGACUUGGUGAGUGGCCACACAGCCAGCUUAGGACCCAUCACGAGUAUCGGUUCGGUAGGUUCGACGGCAACUUUCAGCACAACUCCGCGUCUGACACACACACCGACAUCGGCAGAUUUUCAGCCUCCUUAUUUUCCUCCACCUUACAAUUUACCGCAGCAACAAAUCGACUUUCAUCAUCCUCACGUCAAUGCAGAUCCAUACAGUCAUCUCAAUAGCCUGACUGCACAGCACCCACAACAGUAUCAUCAACUGCACCCUCCUCAACGCACUCACAAUGUCUUGGGAGGUAGAAGAGACGAUGAUCCUCUACAUAUCCAAGCUAACAUGCAUCCGGGUUUACCCGGUGCUUACGGUGAUUCCGGAAGAAGAACGGAAUCGGCUUACGCAGCCAUACGAAGACCCGAUGUCUUGAUGACAGGUGGACAUCAUGGACUUAGUGAACAAGAUCUGCUCAAUUUGCAAAACGCGGGAGCAUUACCUGCAUUAGAGGACGGUCAGGCAACAGGAGUAGACGAAGCAAAUAGUCUCUUCUCAGGGGAUCAUAACAGUGUCAUCAGAAAAGGUAUCAAGCCAAGGAACAGUGACAAUCACAAGGAAAUGGUGAUCACAGGUGUGACGUCGCCAACCGAUGUGUUUUGUUCCGUGCCUGGACGCCUUUCGCUGCUCAGUUCAACAUCCAAGUACAAAGUUACUGUGGGAGAAGUGCAAAGAAGGCUAUCACCGCCCGAAUGUUUAAACGCUUCUUUAUUAGGAGGUGUACUUAGAAGAGCCAAAUCCAAAAAUGGUGGAAGGUCUUUACGAGAGAAACUCGAGAAAAUUGGCCUCAAUUUACCUGCUGGAAGGCGGAAAGCUGCCAAUGUUACAUUAUUAACAUCUUUAGUCGAAGGGGAAGCAAUACACUUAGCAAGAGAUUUUGGUUACGUGUGUGAGACGGAAUUCCCUGCUCGGCAAAUGGCAGAAUAUCUAUGUCGAAAUCAUAGUGAUCCGACUGAUAUGUAUAGAAGAAAAGAAUUGCUCUUAGCCACGAAGCAAAUGAUGAAAGAGUUCAUAGACUUGUUGAACCAAGAUCGUUCUCCAUUGUGCAAUACCAGGCCACAGAUUAUCUUGGAACCCAAUAUUCAACGUCAACUUACUCAUUUCUCAUUGAUAACUCAUGGAUUCGGUAGUCCUGCGAUAGUAGCUGCGUUAACAGCAGUACAGAACUUUUUAAACGAAUCACUGAAAUACCUCGAAAAACAACUGUCCAAUUAUCAGACUCCAACAUCAGCGCACGUCACCAAUGCAACUGGUAAUGUAGACACGAAGAAGGAAGAUCAGAAGAAAUAAAAAAAAAAAAAACAAAUACACAAUUGUAAUGAAGAUAGUCGAAAAUGACGAUGUGCUCAAAAAUAUUUCAUCGAUUCGACUCUCAUUUGCACACUCCCACAGACAAAAAAUAAUAAUGUUUUAUGACAUGAUUAAGAGAUGCGCACAUGUGGUCGUGUGUUGUGAAUUUCUUCGAUUUCAGGCACUUAAAAGAAGCUCAAAAAUAUAUUAAAAAAUGGACAUUCCUUAAGGUUUUGGUGCUUGAUAUAAUCGAAGACUUUAUAAAAAAAAACAAAAAAAUAAAAUAUUGUGAAGAUCUUUCUUCACGGAUGGUAUUGUUGCAAUACAAAUGUUGCCAAACUUACAACUGGAGUAUUUUUUGGUUGCCAAAUCUUUUAAGCAAUUUGUCUUCAUCUGUUUCGUUGUUCCAUGAUAUAGGCCUUUUGUAGUAUGGUGUAGAAAAGAAGUGGCCAAAAAAAAAUUUACUAAAAUUUACUGUUUUCUCCGUUUCUUGUUACGAUAGAACGGAGUCCUGUACUUAAACGAGAGUACAAAUAUCAGAAUUGUAAAAAAUAUCAGAGAAAAAAAAAAUUUAUCUUUUGCCAAACUGCAGUUAUAAAUGCCAUACUCUGUAUUUAAAGACUGGAUGAGCCUACCUCGUAAAAGGAACAGCUCUGUUGUUUGUGCCACAACGGAAUAGCUUUAUAAAGAAGGCAGCUUGUACUUAUAUAGUAUAUAAAUAUAAAUAUAAAUAUACAUGUAUACACACAAAAAAAAACCAUAGCUGAAGUGGACGAGUCACUCAAUAAUACUCGUCGAUGAUGUGUUUUUAAUUUCUAUUUUUUCUGUUUCAGUUCCAACAAAUAAUAAAACAACCCGCGAAUUUGUGUCAAAUGUUUUUGGUGGAGUGAACCUAGAUUACGUUUUUCCCCCUAGGGUCUGGAUUAAUAGAUAGCUUGGUAAGCUGGUGUUGUGUAGUGGUAUCGUAGGCAAUUUUCUAGAAGGUUCUUAAUGGUCCAUUAGUUGACUGGAAAAAAAGGAUAUAUUAACGUCAUAUUGAAAUCAAUAAUUUCUGGUCAGUCUUCGAUCAAAUCCAGUUUUAUGAAUUGAAGAAUGUCAGCUGAUGAACAAAAAAAUAAUACAAAAAAAAA